Messenger RNA from Neoarius graeffei (lesser salmon catfish), 3194 nucleotides. It is a transcript of the gene tp53inp1, whose product is annotated as tumor protein p53 inducible nuclear protein 1. Gene Ontology annotation, cellular component: nucleus; autophagosome. The coding region runs from base 438 to 1166 and encodes 242 amino acids. The record is from RefSeq and is a predicted model, not a curated record. Gene Ontology annotation, biological process: autophagosome assembly; positive regulation of DNA-templated transcription. NCBI's taxonomy places the organism in Eukaryota, Metazoa, Chordata, Actinopteri, Siluriformes, Ariidae. The transcript is spliced from 4 exons.
AGGGAGCAGUGAGAGCUCGCAGGGACUGAGAGAGAGAGGAAGAAAGAAAGAGAUCCAUGCUUGCGUUUGCGGGUCCAUAAGAUAGUGUUUUCUUCAAAGAAGAAGUAUUUAUAUAGAUAUAUUUAUAUCGUGUAAUAUUUUCUACCUCAACCUUCAAGCGAGCUGAGUUUAGUUUGUUUUUUUUCUUUCAACGACGCGGUUUCCAUCUUCCUGUUUACACUAAAGCUCUGCUGCAGGGCCUUAACUUUUGCACACCUGGUGAAAGCUAUGACUGAGCUUUAAGUGUUAUUAAUACGUGAAGGAGAAACUCAUGCACUUCAGCACCUUUCCAGAGGCUUCUAUGAGCGACUCUAGCAGCUGAUGACCAAAGAGCCCCAUCCUCAAGCGAAACUAGCAGGACUGAUCUGGCCCCCUCGUCCUCUCCCAGCUCCCAUACCAUGUUCCAGAGGUUCACCAGCAUCCUGUUCGGGGAUGCCCUGGAGGAGGCCGGUGAAUGUCCUGCAGAUGUGGGCUUCAACAGAAAUGAAGACGAUGAGGACUGGAUCCUUGUCGAUUAUCUCGCUGAAGCUUGCUCCAGUGCGUGUGAGGACGAGUUGAUAAACGUCUGCUCGGAGAACAGAGAUGCUCCUGACUGCCCUGUGCGCUGCUCCUCCUGCUCCUCUCUGGACUCGGCGGCGGACACGGACUCCGAGGACCGAGGAUUCUUGCACAUGGAGGAAGAGUGCGGUCUGGAGGACGGCUGGUUUAUCACGCCACCGCCCUGCUUCACAGCUGGAGGAAGAGGUCCAGUGAUUCUGGAGACCAGUCCUCUGGAGAACCUGCUCAUCGAGCACCCCAGCAUGUCUGUCUAUGCUGUGCAUAGCUCACACCAACGCCAGCUGAAGGAAAACGCCUGUGAACCCAGCAUCCUCAGGUCUGAAGUUCAGUGCAGACCCAGUCACGGUACUGGCUACUAUGCAGCCGCUUUCAACGCCACACGUGCCAGCUUCCUGAAGCAGGCCAAAAAUGGGCGCCUGGCUCAGAGGAUUCGGGACAAUGUGCAGCGCCAGCAGCUGUCCCGUAACGCGCUGCGCCGCCUGAAUCUGCUCCGUGUUGGGGGAGCAAGGAAGGCCAAAGCUACCGCAGGUCAUGUCCACCAGCCCGGGCAGAGGCAGUACAACUACUGAGACCGUUGCCACUGUGCUCCCCCAAAUAAUUCUCUCUCUUUCUUCCCAGCUCUGUGCUAGAAGUUAGUCUUUCUUACAUAGACACAGUGGGAUCCUUCAGAUUCAAUAGCAUAGGUCACUUUACUCCAGUGCAGGUACCAAUCUGCUUGAGCGCCUGUCCAAAUCAGGAUCUGUUUAGCUCUGGUUCUACCUGGAGCUGACAACAACAACUUUUAUUUUAAUCGUCACAAACAGAGCCUCGUGUAGUGUGAAAGUCGUUUUUUUUUUUUUUUGUUGUCUUUUGCAUGUUGUAUUUCAGUGGACAUGCAGGAAUUGUAUCAUCCUGUGCCCACUUGCUUCAGAUAUAACAAUGUUCAUGGCAAUUUUAUUUUUUCAUCAGCUGUUUUUUGUUUCAGAGCAAAUUGAUGUGAUGUUCUAUUUCAGAAAAAUUCCUUUUGCUACAAUAUUUUAAGUCUUGUCACUAAAAGCCUUUAGUAGUACAUUUCCAAAUAUGUAAGAUAUAUUUAAAAACAAACCUUAUGGAAAAUAUUUUUAAAAAGGGGGGGGGAUCACAUAGUAUAUACCAGUAUGAAGUUGGAUGAGGUUGUGUUAUCUGCAGUGUAUGCUAGGGUGUGUACAGCUUUUUUUUUUUUUUUUUAAUGGUAGCAGGAAUUUUCGUAUUGCAUUGUAGUGCAGAAAAACAGUCGAGCGUUCUCUUGUUGGUUUGCUUUGAAUCUGCCAUACAUGUCUCAGGGUCACAAGACGGUCACUUGUGCGCUAUUAAAAUGCAGAUUACUUGACGAUUGUUAAUUGUAUUUGUACAUACUGAAGAACUUCUUAAAUUUGUCAUUGUGUACAUUGCCUUCUUAACAUUUGUAAUUAAUUACUUUUAACGAAGCUGAAUGAAAGCAAAAGGCUUGCUCUAGGACUGCAAAGACGAAGUCUUUCUCUUGACUGUUAAAACCUGCAAACAAUGAGUAAAACUGUUGGUCUUUUCCUGAAAUGUCUUUACAUAAUUCUUUUCUUUCCCUCCCUGUAAUAGGCUUUGAUGCUGUAUGACUUGUUUUAUUAGUUAUGUAGGAUGUAUUUGCGGAGGUAAAUAUUUAAACCUGACAUAGCAACAAUCUUAUUCUUUGGUAGUAUGGGUGGGUUUUUUUUUUUUGGUGUGUUUUUUGAUCAGUUAUUUUGUCUGUAUGUUCAAUUACCUGUCUGAAAUAACACAAAAUAGUGUCGAGACAUGCUAAAUGUUUUGUGUGGAUGAACUAGUCUGGUCGAAAUGAAGUGCAGGCUCAAUUCGUUGCAAUCACAACUGGUGUUCACAAAAAUAUUCACUGUACUUGGGUGAGCAAACUGAAUAACACCUAAGAUGAUCUAGCCCUGGGCACAGGAAUAUGACGUGUUAUUUUGCUUAUUUCAUUUAGAAUUGUUUUCUAUGGUGUUUAGGGAUUUAUUUUUUCUUUUUUAAAUAGUUGCAGUUAUCGGGAUUUUUAGUAAAUGUUACAGCUUUGUCCACUUUGCAUGAUUGUGUUUGGAGGAGCAGCAUUUCUUUUUGUCUUCAGCAAUCUAACUCUUGAUAAUAACAGGGAUUUUAUUUUGCCUUGAAAGCUGUUAAGGAUCUCGUGCCUUCCAGGUUAACAGUGUAAUAAUGCAUUAGUGGAGAACUUGAAUUCUGUCCAAAGGGACUUUAACUCACUAUGCACAGGGGGGUAAAAUUGUCUCUGUGAGCCGCUCACUCUGUCCCUGUUUUUCCAUAAAAAUGUAGCAAAAGGUUCUCUUUGUGUUUUUGUGUAGAUUAGUAAUAAUGUACCCUUGGUCGUUAGGUGUCGGAGAAUUAUUUUGCUUUUCGGUUUACUGGAAUAAAAUAGCACAUUUGCCAAAAGAGUAGAAUUAAGUAUUAUACUGUUUUAUUUUUCCCUUUCUUAUACUGUGGAUUCAUAUUUAAGUGUACACCAUAUUUUGUUUGUAACUAGCACAAUUUACUGUUGUAAAGCCUCUUGUCAUAAUUUCUGCUUGUUUAUUUUUCAAUAAAUGCUUUUUUUUUUUAAUGAA